GGUGAUGGUGAGGUCGUUUGUCGCAGUAGGACGGAGUGCGAUGCGUCACUGUAACCUACUAACAACCUUCCCCUUCCUCAGGCUGAAUGCGGAGAGAGCUCUAACGGCGGUGCUGGUGGCGGUGCUGGUGACGGUGGCAGCCUCCCAGUUCAAAAUCCACGCAGGCCUUGGCGCUGGCACGGACGAGAGCGACGCGACUCUGCGCCAGGUUCUCUCCGACGACAACAUCACGCACUUCGUCGACUGCAUGAUCAAGCCCUGGGACUCCGCCUGCACCGAGCGAGCCCCGAUCAUGUCAAUCAUGAUCAAGUACGCAGUGCAGGAGAACCUUCAGUGCACCGCAUGCUCGGACCGCGUGAAGGAGCAGAUGAAGUUUAUCCACAGCCGCCUCCGGAGCCACCAGGACGAGUGCGUUAGGCUGCUCAACGGCACCAACCUCGGCAGGAUGGCGAGGAAGAUUUGCAUAGAGUAGACGCUGCCACCCAGGGGCUCAUCGAAUACAUCUGAAAGGCCCGUAUUCUCAGACGCUUUCGGCUCUCGCAACACCUAUUUCCAAAGGCCAAAAAGGAAAUUAGUCGGGUUCUCUUGAGGGUUUUUCACGGUCAUGGAGGCCUUGUCAAACUACAAUAAGGCUCCUAAAACAACCUCAAGGAAAGCCUUACCAAAUGUGUGUGUGUGUGUGUGUGUGUGUAAAUGUUUGAGAAUACGGGCCUUACUUUUCUCAUCCACGCGUUACAAAUGAUCGACAAUUAGCGAAACAUCGUCCGUGACGACGCAGCGGUCCACUCGCUUCAUGCUGUCACGAUCAAGAGGUUAGAGGAAGAGAAACCAAACUGUUGUCAUAUGGGGAACGUUUUUUUUUCAUAGUUUCUGGAACGAACGGACUAUUAAAUGUUCUUCAAAGUUUUCUCUCAGUGCGACUCAGUUUUCGUAUCAAACUUUGCUCUUUACCGCGCCGAAAAACUUACCCACCACCACAGGCUCAAGAGCUAUUGCGACGGGGAUGAGCACCGAGGCCACGCGCAGCUAUAGCGUAUGCCCCAGACUUUACUCAGUUUUGUUCUAACGACCCACUUGAGCCCUCUCACUUUAGGAAUAGAAAAAUACUAAUGACGUUCUCUAGUUUCCAUCAGCGUAAGGGACAGGAGGCACUCGCUACACUGCGGUACUAAGAACGACGUGCCGAGCGCCGACUGGCGUUGCGACGUCUAAGAACACACAUUCGUCCCAUUUGCAGGAUGAUAACGUCACACGAUUCCUAUCUAUGAUUCUAGGUUCCAGGCCUCCCAUAGAAAAUACUAAUAUUAAAGGGAUAACUAGUGUGUGACAAAUAGAAUGUAAGUUAAAGGUAGCGAAAACAAGGAGCCUGGAAUUAGAAUCAUUGCCAGCGGAACAGUGUGACGUCAUGCGCGAACUGCUUUAAAACUGGAGCCAAGAAUGGGACGACUGUGUGCUCUUAGGUUGCUGUUGAGUUUAUGAGGCAGCGUCAACGUGAGCAGUCCACCGUAACCCAGCACCAGGGCACGACCAAGGGCACGAUAACGACUUUGGAGAACACUGGUAUGGGCGCGCGACGGUCCCUCCCUCUACUAACCUUACUCAUACACGCUCACAUCUAACCGCAGGCCGAACUAAACUGACGAGCUGAACUGAACUGAAGGAAGCAUCCCCACCAUGAAGGUAUAAGUGCUGGAGUCGACAUCAGCCCUGAUCAGUGAAGCCGCCGAACUGUCAUUUGUCAUCUGUCAAGUGUCAGGUGUUGUCAGGUCAGGCUCCCCCUUAAUGGGCUCGGCCAGGCUCGCCCACCUGCAUGGAUUUCCGCAGCUGUAUGGAUCGAUCGUAGUAGACUCACUUUUAUUUCAGAUAAUCAAAGCUGUCGCUAAGUGCUAUUUAUUGGUGAAGUCAUGGAGGUGAGGUUUUCAAGUGUCAGGUGUUGUCAGGUCAGGCUCCCCCUCGAUGGGCUCGGCCAGGCUCGCCCACCUGGAUUCUCGUAUCAAUAAAUGAACGGUAAUAAAAAACACCACCAUCAUAAUGGAUGAGACGGGGUCUGGAGGUAGCAACUACGGUAGUGGGCGUGAGCUCUCACCCGGGUAUCCCCCAUCUUGCGGCCCUAAACAUGACAGUUUGGCGGCUUCACCUCAAUGAAUGGGAUUAGCAGCCCAUGUCGACUCCACCAAUUCUACCUCCAUGAUCCCCACACACUAUUCAAUCAGGACUGCAGGCGCGGUCUCAGCUCCACGGAAGUUUUGUACAAGACAGGUCACGGCGCUCUCCCCGGACGACGAGAUAUUUCAUGCAUAUUGAGGCUGUUUGUGCAGUGAUAGGAGCAGACUGGACAACAAUAUUCAUGACCAAUGCUAUAUUCACGAGCUUCAUAAUUACAUAUAGGGAAAACACUAUUAAUGUAUCAGGGUAAGGGGAGGGGCAUAUCAGGACACCUCUCCAUUCAGAAAUGAUAUCUCUUUUGGCCGCUCUUUUCUGUUUUCUGUUGCAGGAGAAGUGUUAAACGGGCUGGUUUGUUUUCUUUUUGAGUUUGCCAUUAAGCUGUUUCCGCUACUGUAAAUAAAAGAAAAAGAUCCAGCAAGGCGCACCCGGGAGUUGGCUGCAGACAUAAACAGCGAAGAGGCAGACAAGCAAAAGAAAAGUAUUCCUCGUAAGGCGUUGGAGUGGUUCUCUUCAUCCAUUGGUUGUUUCUUGAGCCGAGUGGCGCUGCCGAGUGACUGGGAGGAAACCUUUUGUUGUUUACAGUGUUACGUGAUCACCGUUACUGGAAUAAAGAUUUUUUGUACUGAA
Messenger RNA from Eriocheir sinensis (Chinese mitten crab), 2793 nucleotides. RefSeq lists its product as uncharacterized. The record is from RefSeq and is a predicted model, not a curated record. The transcript has 2 exons. NCBI's taxonomy places the organism in Eukaryota, Metazoa, Arthropoda, Malacostraca, Decapoda, Varunidae. The coding region runs from base 5 to 472 and encodes 155 amino acids.